Molecule: messenger RNA, 698 nt
Organism: Hyaloscypha bicolor E
Lineage: Eukaryota; Fungi; Ascomycota; Leotiomycetes; Helotiales; Hyaloscyphaceae
Exons: 2
Coding region: 198-584 (128 amino acids)
Biological process (GO): nucleobase transport; transmembrane transport
Cellular component (GO): plasma membrane
Molecular function (GO): nucleobase transmembrane transporter activity
Source: RefSeq, a predicted model, not a curated record
AUUCUCUUCGCAGGAUUCGUGCCACACCAGAUCAGAAGGUUCCUUUAUCCCUCUUUCAUCAUGAUCUUCAUUGGCAUUCUUGCGUACGCUUUUCACCCCAACGGCGGAACAGGAAGUUUGAUCAGCUCUCCCAUUGUGCUUACAAAGUCUCAAAGAGCAUUCCGAAUCGUCCAGUGCAUCAGCAGUCUAGGUGGAACAUGGGGAGGAAUCGGCGAGCGUUUCGAGAAGAAGAAGAACACAGUAAUGCCUGCCAUGGCAAUCACACUUCCAGGACUGUUACAAUUACCGCCAUGUUCCUAGUCUUCAUCACCGUAGCGACUGAGCAUGUGAAUGGAGGGACCAUCCAGUGGAAUUUGCUUAUCCUCAUGAUUACCGUUCAGCAACAAUUACACCCCACCAGUCGAUGCGCCACUUUCUUCGCUGGUGUUUCUAUUCCUUCGUUUCAGAUCUCUGUCGCCAUUACCCGAAAUACCGUUCCUUAUGGCAUGGAUCUUGCAGGCAUGUUUCCAAGAUAUCUGCCCAGAAUGCGUGCCUACUUGAUCUUGGUUAUCCUUACCUGCAUUGCGCAACCAUGGAGUUCUUGAGCCAGAAACUGAUUUUCGUCAACAUUCCAUCCGUCUUUGUCCUCUACAUCGCCAACUCGACCUCAAUUCUGAUUGCCGAGUACUGGUGGGUUCGAAGCGGACGUGGAAGGUUCC